Molecule: messenger RNA, 2110 nt
Organism: Ostrinia furnacalis (Asian corn borer)
Lineage: Eukaryota; Metazoa; Arthropoda; Insecta; Lepidoptera; Crambidae
Exons: 4
Coding region: 243-1475 (410 amino acids)
Source: RefSeq, a predicted model, not a curated record
AACUUAUCGUUCACACCAGCCUCAAAUCCUGAGCCAAACAACGCGAAACAGCAAUAAAACAACUGUAUAGUAUCCCUCAUUAGUGUAAAGGAGACGGGAGAUCUCUGAAUAUAGCCGGGCUUAAUUUCUUGGCGUGCAGCGACGGACUAAUUAGUGUGUUAGACACAACAUUAGAGCGGCAGAGAAAUAUAGAAAGUCAAGAGUGCAACUGAGACGGCGAGAGCCGGUGGCAUACGUCCAAGAUGAAUUUGAUGUUCCGGAAGAACUUCAGCGGAGAGAAGAGCAUGGGCACUAGCGGGGGUGGAGGGAAGGCGAGGGGGGCGCUGGGUGCAGGGAGGAAUGCCAAGCGGCGCGAUCGCGAGCGGUACUCCUUCAUGGAGGAAAACCACUACAAGACGCUGAAGACCCAUCUGUUCCUCUCGGCGGCGCCCCGCUCCAGCGCGCAGUACAACGACGGCUCAGAACGAUGCGGCCCCGUUCUCGGCGGAGGGACCGGCCCCGAGCCAGAGCCGCCGCAGCCGCUGGUCACGCGGGAGCCGUCGGUGUCGCUCAUGCGCUGGGACCGGCCCGCCACCGCCGCGACCUCCGACCGCCGACGCACCGAGCCCGUCUCGCUAGCGACGCUCGAACGCGACUGCUUCGUGAUACCAGCGCACGCGCUCGAACGCUUCCUGCCUGAUGGCGUACCGCUCCCAGUGCCACCCCCAACUCCCGAAAAAGGAGGACUAACGAAGACUGUUCCAAGUUCCCUCAGCAUACUGGAGAUAGCUGACCCCAAGCUUUGUAUAUUGGCUCACCUGAUGAGCCCUUUAGAGCCCAUAGAGCCCAUACUGGAGUCUCCUCUGGCCAAGCCUCUGAUACGGCAAAAGACGGCCGCAGGAGAGCUCCUGAGUGACGUGGCUCAGGCGAACACAGCGGUGGGCGGGAUGCUUCUAGCAAACAUGGAAAAGAACGCGGAGUUUCCAUUCAUAUCUUACUAUGUGAUAAAUACGACACAAACGGAUCCUUUGCUUUUCUACAACAACAUGAGGAGUGCGUCUUUGAACAAGUUUGACCCGAAGACGAUCAGGUACUCGGCUGCGCACACGCUGGAUCUCUAUAGCGAGGUGGCGAUGAUAUGCCGGCCGCCUUUCAACGACCUCGCCGGGGGACCCAAGAAGUCGCAUACCCCUACUACAGGCUUCAUUAUUAGCGUUUAUAAGGUCUUCGAAGGCGACGACGGCGAGCGUUUCGAGAGGAACUGGCUGUACUGGACCGGCGCUCGAAUGCUGUACCGGCACCUACCCCACUCUGUGGGCAUGAGGAAGAUAGCUUUGCACAAAUCCGUAGCCUCUCAUGGCGACAAAAUGUACUUGUUGGUGUGUGAGUGCGCCAACUUGUUGGACGACUUGUCAGGCGCCUCCAUGUUGGUGACGGCUCUCCGCGCGCGGUUGUGUGGGUAUACCGGGCUAUACCGGCCUAUACAGACGUUCUAGUAGAAGGAUGGCCUGAAGGCCAGUAGGUAUGUCCGAGGGCACUUGAGGAUUAAGUUUUGCGCGUUUUAAUUGUACCGUCAUUUUUAAUGCCAACCAGUGCUAUACUUAAUUUUAGACUUUUGCGUUGCACAAUUUAAUUAAAUUAAACAGGUUUUAACGCGAUACGCGGAUAGGUAAUAUUGAAAUAUUACCUAUAUUUGCCUGACGUUUCGACCGCGUUGCACGGGCCGCGGUCACAGGCUGACUGGAGCGUCGAGUGCGCGAUCCGUAUGGUGGGUAGAAUCAUCUAAUUCUACCCCCAUAAUAUUUCCCAAGUUAAAACAUUCGUCACAAUGUGAUGUAUAGAGAUAAGUGUUUUACUUUUAAGACUGUUAUCGUUUUCAGGAUGAAAGUUAAUAAAAAUAAUAUUUUUUAUCUAAGCAGAAAUUGGGCAUCAUGUCCGAAAACUAAAAAAUGUACUAAACGUCUUUUUUGUUGUGGUACUCACUUUAAAAGCAAUUUUCAGCAGAAGUCGUUAAUUUACAAUAAUUUAUUAUGCUUUGAUGAAAUAAACUUACGUGCCUAACAAUUUUCAAAUCCUAAGCGAUAAAAUUAGUAGUCACUGAAAAAAGUUUUAACCAUGUUUCAUUUAACUA